AUGCGGCUAGGCUGGUACGCCGGGGUCUCCACCGCCCUUGCCGGCUCCGUGGUCCUCUCGGCCUUUCACCAGAGACCCAACUUCUACUCGGCUAUGGUCUAUCUAUCACAGAGCAACUUUUGCCUGCUGGUCCUGGUGAACUUUACAUUAUUCCUUUACAGCAGCUUCCUCUACGGCCUCACGCGACUGUGCUUCGGCCACCUUCGAGCCAUCGAGGUCGAGCAGCUGACGGAGCGGGCCUGGUUCGCCAUCACCGAAACGUGCCUGGCCAUGACGAUAUUCCGCGAGGAGAUUGGCGCCUGGUUCCUCAUCAUGUUCACCGCCCUGGUGAGCGGCAAGAUCUGGGGCUGGAUCGCCGAUGGCCGCGUCGACAUACUCGAGCAGCAGCCGCCCGCCAACCCACGCCUCUUCCACCUGCGCCUCAGCUUCUCCGUCCUCUUCAGCGUCGCCUACGACAUACUCAUCCUCCGCUACGCCGUCAACACCGUCAUCCAGCAGGCCCGCCCCAACAUGAUGGUCAUGUUCCUCUUCGAGUUCGCCGUCCUGUCCACCGCCUCGGCCCGCACCGCCCUGCGCUAUCUCCUCUCCGUCACCGAGCAGAGCAUCAUCAGGUCCCAGACCGACUCCCGCCUAGCCGAGAGGAGGCGCGAGGUCAGGGCCCAGAGGGAGUCCAUCCUGCGUCAGAGGGAGCAAGCCGCCGCCGCAGGCGAGGAACCCUCCGCCGCCGCCGCUCAGGAACCCCUCCCCAACGAGGAUGACGUUGAUGAGAUGGACAUUGAGGUGCCCGGCUGGGCUGCCAAGGGUGAAUGGGUGCUGUGGCUGGACCUCUUUACCGAUAUGAUCAAGUUGGCCAUCUACAGUGCCUUCUUCUUCAUGCUCCUCGUCUUCUAUGGUCUGCCCAUCCACAUCAUAAGGGACCUGUUCAUGACAUCCCGGGACUUCCUCAAGAGGCUGAAUACCCUCCUGCGCUACCGCCGGGCUAUCCAGGAGAUGAACCAGUACCCCGACGCCACGGCCGAGGAGCUGGCCGAGGAGAACACCUGCAUCAUCUGCCGCGAGGAGAUGCACCCCUGGGACCCCGUCGCCAAUCCGGGUGCCGUCGACCGGGUCCGACCGAAGAAGCUUCCCUGCGGCCACACCCUGCACCUCGGCUGUCUCAAGAGCUGGCUGGAGAGGCAGCAGGUCUGCCCCACGUGCAGGAGCCCGGUCGCUUCGGACCGCAACCGCCCCGCCCCCGCCGGCAACCGCCGCCUCGGCCUCCGCAUACAGCUCGGUGGUCCGGCGCAGGCGGCGCAGGCGGCGCAACCACAGCAGCGGCCGCAGCCGGGUCCUGGCGGGCCUGCAGACCGUCACCCCCAGCACGGCGGCGUGCAGCACCAGAACCCCCAGCUAGGCCAGGCCCCGCCGCAGCCCGCACCGGGCGACCGUCCUCGCAUCUUCAACCUCGGCCCUCUGCGGCUGGGCUUCGGUGCUAACGGCGCUCAGGUGCGCGAGCUGGCCCGCCAGUUCGGCAUGCCGCAGCCGCCAGCCGCGGCUCACGCCACCAACGGCGCCCAAGCGGCAGGAGCGGCCACCCCCACCUCCCAGCCGGGCACCGUCCCCGGGGACAACCUGCAGACGGCGGCAUCUCUCCUCCUCCAGGCGGAGCAGGCUCUCCAGAGCGAGAUGCAGUCUCUCAACCUCCGCCAGCAUGAGCUCCAGACCAGCCAGCUCCUCAUGGCGGAGAUACAGCGACUGCGCCAGCGCCAGCAGCAGCACGACCAGAUCCAGCCCCAGCUUCCCAACAUGACGCCUCUGAUCCCGCCCAACGCGGCGACGUUUCCCCACGCGCCGUUCGGCCCGCAAUUCCCCCCCGGGUUCGCCGGCGCCAUCCCCGCCCGGGCGAGCAGCCCCUUCCUCGGACGUCACGGGACGUCAGCGUACACCACGUCCAUCCCCGCGGGCAGCCCAGACCUCCCCGAGGGAGUGGUCCUGCCGCCCGGGUGGUCACUCAUGCCCCUCCAGCGUCUGGACAAUGUCCGACAGCCAUCCCCCCAGCCAUCACACACCCACGCCUUCUCACCUGCACCGCCCGCAUCUGUACCCCCACCACCCCCAGCAGCCGCUGCUGCUGCCGCCGCCGCCGCCGCCGCCGCCGUACCACCUUCCCCCGCGACAGCAGCGGGGGCCGAGCAACAGCAGGACGCCACCUCCUCCACCGCCGGAGCGGGAAGACCCCGAGCCGCGGAGAUGACGGCGGCGUCCCGGACUGACGGCGGCCCCAGCUCGCCGCGCCCCUCGGCCCCCCGCGCGGAGCCGACGCCAGUGAUCAGCCCGAGCCCCGUGGCGCCCAACUGGGGCGCCUCGACGCAGCUUUUCGGCACGGCGAGCAGCAGUGCCAGCCGUCUAGACCCGGGCGACACCGCGUCGCAGGCUGGGUCGGCAGGUUCGGUGUCGGGGAGUACCACCACCACCCAGGCUAGGACUGCCACGGUGGAGGAUGCAUCUGAUGGGUCUGAGGAGGAUGAUUGA
This is a messenger RNA of Geosmithia morbida, 2511 nucleotides long. RefSeq names its product E3 ubiquitin-protein ligase synoviolin. Gene Ontology annotation, molecular function: zinc ion binding. Gene Ontology annotation, cellular component: cytoplasm. Bases 1 to 2511 code for a protein of 836 amino acids. Lineage: Eukaryota; Fungi; Ascomycota; Sordariomycetes; Hypocreales; Bionectriaceae. The record is from RefSeq and is a predicted model, not a curated record. The transcript has 4 exons.